Diceros bicornis minor is the source of this 2109-nucleotide messenger RNA. It is a transcript of the gene RCN1, whose product is annotated as reticulocalbin 1. Lineage: Eukaryota; Metazoa; Chordata; Mammalia; Perissodactyla; Rhinocerotidae. Gene Ontology annotation, cellular component: endoplasmic reticulum. Gene Ontology annotation, molecular function: calcium ion binding. The record is from RefSeq and is a predicted model, not a curated record. Bases 106 to 1086 code for a protein of 326 amino acids. The transcript is spliced from 6 exons.
CUCCCCGGUGCAGGCCCGGGCGUUCCUGCCGCUCCCCGCGCUCCGAGCCCGUUCCUCCGGCGCCCCCUCCUCCGAGCCGCCUGCCCCGGCGCCCCCUCCCCGGCCAUGGCGCGCCUCGGCCCCGCGCUCCUCCUGGCGCUGCUGCUGCUGCUGCUGUGGCCGCGGGCGCUGCGGGCCAAGCCCACGGUGCGCAAGGAGCGCGUGGUGCGGCCCGACUCGGAGCUGGGCGAGCGGCCGCCCGAGGACAACCGGAGCUUCCAGUACGACCACGAGGCCUUCCUGGGCAAGGAGGACUCCAAGACCUUCGACCAGCUCAGCUCGGAGGAGAGCAAGGACCGGCUGGGGAAGAUUGUUGAUCGAAUCGACAAUGACGGGGAUGGCUUUGUCACCUCUGAGGAGCUGAAAACCUGGAUCAAACGGGUGCAGAAAAGAUACAUCUACGAUAAUGUCGCCAAAGUCUGGAAGGAUUAUGAUCGGGACAAAGACAAUAAAAUUUCCUGGGAAGAGUACAAACAAGCCACCUACGGUUACUACCUGGGAAACCCAGCUGAGUUUCAGGAUACUUCAGAUCAUCACACCUUUAAAAAGAUGCUGCCUCGUGACGAGAGAAGGUUCAAGGCUGCAGACCUCGAUGGGGACCAGACUGCCACCCGGGAGGAGUUCACCGCCUUUCUGCACCCUGAGGAGUUCGAGCACAUGAAGGAAAUUGUGGUUCUGGAAACUCUGGAGGACAUCGACAAGAACGGGGACGGGUUUGUGGAUCAGGACGAGUACAUUGCGGAUAUGUUUUCCCACGAGGAGAACGGCCCUGAGCCAGACUGGGUUUUGUCAGAACGGGAACAGUUCAAUGAGUUCCGGGAUCUGAACAAGGAUGGGAAGUUGGACAAAGAUGAGAUUCGCCACUGGAUCCUCCCUCAAGACUACGACCACGCGCAGGCUGAGGCCAGGCACCUGGUGUACGAGUCAGACAAAAACAAGGAUGAGAAGCUGACGAAAGAGGAGAUCCUGGAGAACUGGAACAUGUUUGUGGGAAGCCAAGCCACCAACUAUGGGGAGGACCUCACCAAGAACCACGACGAGCUCUGAGCCCUCGCCAGGUGCGGCUGUCGCGGGCCUCCCUGCCUUGUCCCGGACGGUUGCUGCACUUCUCACAUUCACAGCAUCUGUGUCCCCAAAAGCAAGUGUAUAACAUCAGAUGGGGGUUAAAAUUGUUUUUCACUCAAUGUUUACUGGAAAAUAGUCAUCACUAUUGUUUCAGUAAGAUUUCUCUCAAAACACACAUGAAAAUCUUGGUAAAUUGCAGUGCUCUAUGAGGAUAAUUGCUAAAACAUGACUUUUUAGUUUUUUCCAUUAAAUUUAAACUAAAGAGGAACAAAAUUUGGAAAACCACUGUUAUUCAGAAGUUGGGGGGACAGUAUAUGGAGUGACUAUGUAUUUUAACUGUGGAUUUUUUCAUCUGCCACUGGUGAAUAGUUGGGGAGGGGAAAUUCUGGUUAAGCUACAGUGGUGUCAUCCUAGUAGGCUUAUUUCAGAGCAAGUCUAAUACUUGAGGUUCUUCUCUCUUGACUUUGUACUUGGAGCUGUUACUGUAAAUGGCAUAUGAAGCCUCUGUGCAUUUUUCUGCACGGACCUGCUAAUGUGCACAACAGACCCACAUCUUUAUUUUUUGUUUUUACAAGAAGAAGCAAUCAAGAAAGAUAAUGUGAAAAACAGAGGAAUUUUAGAAGUAGGGAAAAGAUGAAAGUUGGGCGUUUGAAGAACUACAGGAAAAUGGUAAACACUAUUAUACUUGAGAAAAUUUUCUUGAUGUGUAAAUGAGGUAGGUCUGAUCUUUGAACAAGUGAGUAGAAAUACAGCCCAUUCCUUGCUGAUCACUGAGGGAGGGAGGGAGUGGGCCCCAGGGCAGCCGGCCUCGUGUAGAGCCCAGUGCAUCCACCCUGCUGACUCCAAGCCUGGGAUCUGCCCCGGGGACUGCUUGCACGAGGAAUUAGGACAGAGAUGUUCCAAGCCAUUGGCUGAAUGGAAGAAACAGCUUUCACAAGUUGAAAUUCCACCUUAUAAGUAGAAAGUGAAGGAAAUAAAGGAUCCCUCUGAGGGUUUUCCACUGUG